AUGUCUCUGACCAAGGCAGAGAGGACCAUCAUCCUGUCCAUGUGGGACAAGAUCUCCACUCAGGCGGAUGCCAUUGGCACUGAGGCCCUGGAGAGGCUCUUCGCCAGCUACCCGCAGACCAAGACCUACUUCCCGCACUUCGACCUGCGCCCCGGCUCCGUGCACCUGCGCGUGCACGGUGCCAAGGUGGUGGCCGCCCUGGGCGAUGCGGUCAAGAGCAUCGACAACGUCGCGGGCGCCCUGACCAAGCUGAGCGAGCUGCACGCCUACAUUCUGCGCGUGGACCCCGUCAACUUCAAGGUGGGCGCGGGGCCUGGGGUCCUGGCAGGGACGAGGAGCGCGGGAAGGGGCCCGGUCUCGGCCGAAGGUGCUCCGCCCCACCCCCAGAGCACGCGCUCCCGCACCCGGGCCGCUCACUGA
This is a messenger RNA of Neomonachus schauinslandi (Hawaiian monk seal), 420 nucleotides long. Its product is annotated as hemoglobin subunit zeta-like. Gene Ontology annotation, cellular component: blood microparticle; haptoglobin-hemoglobin complex; hemoglobin complex. Gene Ontology annotation, biological process: hydrogen peroxide catabolic process; oxygen transport. The transcript is spliced from 2 exons. Gene Ontology annotation, molecular function: peroxidase activity; heme binding; oxygen binding. The coding region runs from base 1 to 420 and encodes 139 amino acids. Lineage: Eukaryota; Metazoa; Chordata; Mammalia; Carnivora; Phocidae. The record is from RefSeq and is a predicted model, not a curated record.